This is a messenger RNA of Aspergillus terreus NIH2624, 2706 nucleotides long. RefSeq lists its product as uncharacterized. NCBI's taxonomy places the organism in Eukaryota, Fungi, Ascomycota, Eurotiomycetes, Eurotiales, Aspergillaceae. The transcript has 2 exons. The record is from RefSeq and is a predicted model, not a curated record. Bases 1 to 2706 code for a protein of 901 amino acids.
AUGGAUCGCGCAGAUGACGCUUCGGUGUCUAAGCUGGAUGCCCCUGUCUUGUCGGCUUCAUCGUUACUAUCCCGACGUCGCAAAUCCAUCCCUUCGCGCUCACAUUCCGCAAACCCUUCAACGGCGGAUCCCGGGUCCCCCGAAGUCAUUUCGUCCCUGAUCUCAUCCCUUUCCACGAUCUCUGUUCCACUCCAAACCCAUUUCGACAAUGUGCCACGCAUUGAUUCAGAAACAGACCCCUCCUCGCCGGUCUUUUUGCCUCCCGAGCAGCAUUCGGUUUUCGACCAGCAUCCACCUAGCAGCGAACAUGGUUUUGGAGUGACUUAUGGCGCACCCCCAGCGCCGGAGGAUCCUCCGCAUAGUCCCUUUCUCCAUCCGGAUGAUGCGGCCGUUGCCCCUGUGAUCCGGAUGGCUCGCGCCCCGCCGUCGCCCAAGGCCAAGUCGACUUUUGAUCCUCCCCCGUCUCCCGCCAGACCGACCUCGAGGGGCUCGUAUACUUCGUCCAAGGCGGCCUAUGAAGAUCACGCAUUUGGUAUGAUCACGGCGGAACCGGGUCCGGGACCACGAGCUUCUACAGCACCAAGCAUCACGUCGGUCAGCUCACGCAAGAGCUUGAAGAACCAGCUGGGGCUCUUGAAGAAGUCGUCGCGGGAAGUACUCGGAGACAAGGAUCGACAGGCCGAACGAUUGCGCAAGACCAGCAGCUACAGCGACGGGUUGCGGCACAAUAUGCCUCGCAAUCGCGCUAGUCUGCGGUCGCUGUAUUCCAUGGCUGACGUCGCCGAAGAAGGGCGACCCGGCAUAUCAGCUCUGGAUUCCUCCAAAGGAAAGCUGAUCAGCGCGCCUCCCAGCAGGGAACGUCACUCGCAGCAGAGUACGCGAGAUAGCGCUCCCAGCACGCCCGGAGGAAUUGGAAGUGGCAGAGUGAUUCCGGCCCGUGAAUCCUCUUUGCGCCAUAGCUUCUCUUCCAGCCCGAAGCAGCGCAAGGCAUCUCGGCACAGUCGACAGCCCUCCACUACAAGUAGAGAUGCGAAGGUAGACAGUGGGAUUGCGGGAGUGGAGAACGGGGCCGAACAGGUGACCAAACGCAUUCAAGAGCUGAAAGACCAGCAACAGAAGAUCAAGACCGAACUCGAGAUGGACGACAGUCCAGACAGAAGUUCCCGAGGAUCACCAACGAGACCAGCUCGGCGAUCGCAACCAGUUGAUGAAGAGAAUGCGCCGCGUGGAGGCCCAGUUCAUAGCGGGUUUGAUGAAAGUGCGCCUGCGCCGGCAGUUAUGACAGGCAAAAACAGAUCUAUGAGCCGAAACAACUCACUGUUGGCUUCAAAGACCACAAACAUGCCCUCUUCGCCUUUUCCACAGAGGCAAUCGUUCGAAAAACCCGAUCAGCUCGAAAAACUUCGGUAUAGACAGUCCGUCGAGUCAACCACUCCUCGUCAGCACAAACGCUCUCCGUCCGGCCCCGUAUCCCCCGUGGGCGCUUCAGAUGAGCGCCCAUCGAGCGCUGAUUCGAUCGACUUGGCCGUUUUGGACUAUAUAUCAUCUCCAAAGCUCACCCAGAGAGUGUACCAUCCGACAACCGGUCGUGUGAUAGCCUUCUCCGAGGUUGGAGACCCCAGAGGACAUGUGGUUUUGUGCUGUCUAGGCAUGGGGUUGACUCGAUAUUUGAUGGCAUUCUACGAUGAGCUCGCGCGAUCUCUCCGAUUGCGACUCAUCACUCUGGAUCGCCCAGGGGUGGGUGAAAGUGGACCUUACGUGGACGAGUCCGGUACUCCUCUUAGCUGGCCUGAUGAUGUUGCCAUCGUCUGCAACCACCUCAAAGUAACAAAGUUUUCGAUCCUGGGCCAUUCCGCCGGAGCGAUCUAUGCACUGGCAACUGCACUAAGAAUCCCUCAACACAUCCGUGGCCGUCUUCACUUACUGGCCCCUUGGAUACCGCCCUCCCAACUGUGCAGCUUAGGGUCCCAAAAAGCUCCCGUUCCCACAAAUGCCGUUCCCUAUUCCCAAAGAAUCCUUCGUGCACUCCCAACUUCAAUCCUCAAAGUGGCCAACUCGAGCUUUAUGAGCGCGACUAGUGCCAGUCUCACGGCUAAUCUGCCCAAAUCAUCUCGGCGGGCCAAACGACGAGCAACGCUGAAAGAUGCAACAAGUCCGAGCGCCCUGGAUGCCAAUGGCAGCCAGAAAACCCAGCCAAAGAUGCUUCAACAAGCCGCAGACCUCAAGACGGAGGUCACAGCGUCCAAUGCGAAGAAUAGUAAAACUUCCCAGAUCGCAACGACUCAAACCGAGGUGGACAUCUCCCAGGAGCAGGAACGUCAGACAGACUAUGACAACCGACUUACCCACAAGAUCUGGGAAUGUGCCACGACGAAUGCCAAUCCUGCCGUCGAUCUCUUGGUUUGCUUGGAACGUCACCAGCCGAUUGGGUUCCGCUAUGUUGACAUCACCCGCAACGUCGUUAUCCACCAUGGGAGCCGCGACACUCGGGUGCCGGUUGACAACGUGCGGUGGCUAGGCCAGACCAUGCGGCGGUGCGAGGUCCGGGUGCUCGAAGGCGAAGGCCAUGGACUCAUGGCUUCGGCGACGGUGAUGGGUAACGUUCUGAUGGAGAUUGCCAAAGAGUGGGAGGAUUGGAUGAUUGUGGUCCAGGGAAGACGUCGGGGGACCAUCGGACCACGUCCGGGUAUUCCAAUCCAAGCAUAG